Molecule: messenger RNA, 1175 nt
Organism: Caenorhabditis angaria
Lineage: Eukaryota; Metazoa; Nematoda; Chromadorea; Rhabditida; Rhabditidae
Source: the annotation of a GenBank genome assembly
AUGAUGGAUGAAGAAAAACGAAGAUUUGAAAUGGAAUUGGAAUUUGUUCAAGCGUUGGCAAAUCCGAAUUACCUGAACUGUGAGUUUCAUUUUAAAUAUGAAAUGUAUUUAUAAUAUCCUAUUUUUUAGUUCUGGCACAACGCGGAUAUUUCAAAGAGGAAUAUUUUGUAAAUUAUCUGAAAUAUUUGUUAUAUUGGAAACAACCAGAAUAUUCGAGGUCAGUUUGAAAUUUCAAUUUAGAAAUUGAACGUUUUUUAAUAGAUGGUUUGUUAAUUAUAAGGUUAUGACUUCAAAACUUGGAAUUUUCAUAAUAUCUUUAUAGAAAAGAGCGCCAGAAGAAUUAUUUCAGUCUUGAAAUGGUUGCUAUCGAAUAGUUUCCAAGUUUGAUACCAAUUUUUGUCCAGCAUACCUUCUAAAAAUCCCAUAAUUUUGAAAAUCUUCCCAAAAAAUUGACACCAACAUCUUGGUUUCCCAUUCAUUUCAUUAUACUAGUAUUAGCAAUACACACACACACACAUACAUAAACAUAUCUAAUAGCGUAACCAGCAGAUUGUCUGUUGCAUAACAAAACCACUAUAUAUAUAAAAUGUGUGUUGUUUUCGUUUUCGGCGGUGCUCGCUCAAAUUUCAUGUCUAGAUGAUCGCCUUGUAAUAUUUCAUUGAAUAGUCGCUGACCUUUAGACCAAUAAUACCGAAUGGGAGUACUCGAUGGCCCGUAAAGGCUGCCACGAUACGUUGAAGACGAACUCCUUCGAUAAGUAAUUGAUGCUCUGCCAUCAUUCAUACUUAACUAAUUAGACUAAACUUUCCUAACUGAAAAUUCCUCAAAACUGAGAGCACCGCCAAUGAGAACUUGAAAAGGUUCAAUUUUUUCGUUUUGGAUUUUCUGAUUCUUACAAAACAAUUUCAGAAACGUUCACUUUCAUAACAAUUUGAAAACUAAACAUUAUUAAUUUUAGAUGCAUCAAAUUUCCACAAUGUCUUCAUAUCCUCGAAGCACUUCAAAGUCCACAAUUUCGGGAAGCAAUGGCUUAUGGUCCAAGUGCUAAAUUUGUCGAAGAUCAAUUAGUUCUUCAAUGGCAGUUUUAUCUCAGAAAACGUCAUCGAUUAUGUGAAGAACAAGAAGAAUUAGAAGCUGCAAGUACUUCAGAACCAUCAAAGCCAGAUGUGAAAUAA